AUGUCGUUAGAGACGAAAGAGUCCUCGAUCGAGGAGAUAGACAAUGGUAAAGGAUAUGCGGAAAACAUUGAGCAGGGACAAAUCACAACAACCAAUGUCGAGUCUUCACUGUCUGAGUCUCAUCGCGAGUAUCUCCUUAAGCGCCAUGGCACUCUUGAUCUCGAUCCGAUUCCUAGUCCAUCUGGUGCGGAUCCGUAUAACUGGCCGGCUCGGAAGAAAAUAGUCAACCUCAUCCUCGUCGCAUUUCACGCCAGCAUCUCCACAAUCACAGCAUCCAGCAUUACACCCGCCUACAAAGACAUCGCCGUUGACCUCGGUGUAUCCCUCCAACGGGCGAGCUACCUAACAUCCCUCCAGAUCGCCAUUCUAGGCGGAGGACCGUUUAUCUGGAAGCCUCUAUCCCAUCGCUUUGGUCGUCGCCCUAUCUUCCUAUUGUCCCUUAUACUGAGCGCAGUGUGCAAUAUUGGUUGUGCAAAGAGUCCAACAUAUGCGUCCAUGGCUGCAUGCAGGGCUCUCACGGCGCUGUUUAUCUCGCCUGCUGCGGCAAUUGGGAGUGCCGUUGUGGCGGAGACGUUUUUCAAAAGGGAGAGAGCAAAGUAUAUGGGUGUUUGGACGUUGAUGAUUACCGUGGGGGUUCCAAUUGGACCACUCGUCUUCGGCUUUGUUGCAUAUCGCGUCGGCUAUCGCUGGAUAUACUGGGUCCUGGUCAUCACGAAUGGCGUACAAUUCAUCCUAUACCUCUUGCUUGGUCCGGAGACGAGGUAUCUCGGCGGCAAUGUCGAAAACCAACAUUCAACCCUGAAAUCGCAAUAUCUUUCCCUCGGACGAAUUGACCCAAGUCCCCUAACAUGGACGGAGUUCAUCCGUCCUCUGUCCAUGGCCAAGCAUCUGAACGUCCUCUUCCCCUCAAUCAUUUACGCCAUGGUCUUUCUCUUCGGCAGUGUCCUCAUCACAGUCGAAGUCCCGCAACUCCUACAAGAAAAGUUCGAACUAAACACAGAACAACUAGGCCUCCAAUUCCUCGGUGUGAUCAUUGGCUCUGUCCUAGGCGAGCAGGUCGGAGGCUCCCUCUCGGACUUCUGGAUGAAUUCCCGCGCACGCCGGAUACAGCGCAAGCCUGAGCCUGAGUUUCGUCUCUGGCUGAGCUACCCUGGUAUCCUCUUGGCCAUCGCGGGUAUUAUCGUGUUCCUGGUGUGUAUGGAACAAGCACCUGAGGGUCACUGGGUGGUCAAUCCUAUUGUCGGGACAGCUGUGGCGGCGUUUGGAAACCAAAUUGUCACGACGGUCAUGAUCACUUACGCGGUGGAUUGCUGUCCGGAGGAUCCGGGGAAUGUGGGUGUGUUUAUCACGUUCGUGAGGCAGACGUGGGCGUUUAUUGGGCCGUUUUGGCUCCCUGAUAUGUUUGAGAAUGUAGGAGUUGCGGCUAGUUCGGGUAUUACGACUGCUCUUAUGGUUGUUUUUAGUUUGAUAUUUGCCGUGCUUUUGCAUGUGGUUGGGAGGAAAUGGCGACCUGGUGUUGAAUAA
Molecule: messenger RNA, 1524 nt
Organism: Aspergillus glaucus CBS 516.65
Lineage: Eukaryota; Fungi; Ascomycota; Eurotiomycetes; Eurotiales; Aspergillaceae
Product: putative MFS transporter
Exons: 4
Coding region: 1-1524 (507 amino acids)
Biological process (GO): transmembrane transport
Molecular function (GO): transmembrane transporter activity
Source: RefSeq, a predicted model, not a curated record